Molecule: messenger RNA, 3848 nt
Organism: Mobula hypostoma (lesser devil ray)
Lineage: Eukaryota; Metazoa; Chordata; Chondrichthyes; Myliobatiformes; Myliobatidae
Product: hematopoietic prostaglandin D synthase-like
Exons: 6
Coding region: 150-746 (198 amino acids)
Biological process (GO): glutathione metabolic process
Molecular function (GO): glutathione transferase activity
Source: RefSeq, a predicted model, not a curated record
GGUAAGAGGCAGUAUCAGACUGCCGGAUGGUCCAGUUACACUGAAGUCCGCAACGUUACCUGAUAGGCUUUGAUUUCGGUAUCAUUCGAUACAAAGGAACUGAGCACAUCUCUAAGCAGCACCGAGAUCAAAACAGCGUGGGUUUAAACAUGCCAAACUAUAAAUUAACCUACUUCAAACUGAGAGGGAGAGCAGAAACAGCUCGAUACAUUUUUGCAUACAGUGGAAUAAAUUAUGAAGAUGAAACAAUUGAAAGAUCUGUUUGGGACCAUUUAAAAUCAAAUCUGCUGUUUAAACAACUUCCGAUUCUGAAAAUUGAUAAUAUUGAACUGAACCAGAGCACUGCUAUUGCAAGGUACCUGGCUAGAGAAACAGGCUUAGCUGGGAAAAGCAGCAUUGAACAAGCUCAAGUGGAUGCCAUUGUGGACACAAUCAAUGACUACAUGAACCUAUUUCCUUGGACCGAGAAGAAUGAGGCUGUGAAACAAAGGAUGAAUGAAGAUAUUGUCACCAAUAAAAUACCCAUACUUCUGGAAGGCUUGACCAAACUCCUGGGGGACCGAUCUUGGUUUGUUGGCGAUUCAGUUACCUGGGCAGAUUUUCACUGGGCUGUCUGUUCGAUCACUCUCAUCAACCUAAAUGCCAAUCUGCUUAACUAUCCCAGUUUGUUGGCUUUGAAAGAACGAAUUGAAGCUCUCCCUCAAAUUGCAAGCUGGAUAGAACGGAGACCAAAGACUCCACUGUAAAGUUACAGCCUCAGUUCUCUGGAAAGGCUAUUAGACUUAAAAGGAUUUUACAUUUCCAGACUAAAGUAUGAUUCACGCAGUAUCUUCAAGUUGUAAAUACUAGUCUUUAUCUUGGAAUAAUUGCUAUAAAUUUCAGAGAUUGAAGCUUUCAGUUUCUAAUCUGUUAGGAUGUUAAAGAGGCUCCAAAGACAAGGCUCAUCCUAAAUGGCUUAAGUUUGCAAUAUUAGGAAGCAUUUCUUCAUAAAAGGCAGUAGAAAUCAAUAACCUAUUCUCACAAAAAUAAAUGGAGCUUUAGAGAGAAUUCAGAACUGAGUGAUAAAUUGAUAUACAGUCGGAUUAGGGAUUGUGAGAAAUGUAGUUAAGAUACAGAUUAAGCUCAGGGCUUGAAUGGCAUCCACCUACUCAGCACUUGGGAUGAGAUGGGGUAGUUGUCAUUCUGGCCUGUUCUGUGACACCUGGUUAUGUCUAAGCAACAUUGUCUUCUUGUCAGAUUGAAAUAUUUAAAUCAACAGUUUAGGCAAUGAAAUAAUUAAAAAUAAUUUCAGAAUUUAAAGAUACUACCAAACUGAUUUAAGUAACACUGAGAAGGGUUGUGCCAGGUGACAAGAUAUUUAUGAAUUUGCAGUACAGCCAUGCUGGGAAAUAAGUUUCAGCAAGUGAUAUAUUGCACUUCAGUUAGUUGAAAAGAAACAAAUAAAAUAAAUAGGAUAUUGGCUUUGAAACAAACAAACCACUAAAAGUAUUGGUGUAGACAGCUCAAUUUUAGGAGUGGAACUGUGCAGAUGUGUUAAACAUUUAUUUGCUAUUGUUUAGAUUACACUUGAAUAUUAUAUACAGUUUUGGUCGUCAUUGUGCAAAGGGAAAGGGAAAAGAUGACCAAGAAUAGCAGCAAAAAUGGAAGGUGAAUGCUCCUGGAAAAGGGUAAACAUGAUAGUUACCAUAUUUCAUCAAAAGAGAAGGCUUAGGGAAGAGGCCUUUAUCACGAUUAGAUAAUUUGAUGGAACAAGGUAGUGAAGUAUAAAACUAAAGGUCAUUUAUGAAAGCCCAGAAAUUAACUAGGGAAUUCAGAAUAAAUACCAUAAGAAAAGCUGGAAUAUUCUUGAAGUUAUCUUGUGAAAUACACCUUCAACUUUAAUAGAUAUGCACUGUAAUAGUCUAUCAAGAUUAUAGUUGGCAAUACAGCAAUGGAGAUGUUUAAUAAUCUAAGCAAUUUAACAUAUGUAACUCAAUUACUGUAAAGCAGCUUUAUGUUUUUAGUUGUGGCUUUCUUAAACAUGAAUUACUGCACUUAUCUGUACAUAUUAUUAAUCACUAUGACAAUCAAAUUGCCUGUACUCUACCUGCAAUAUACAUUUCAGCAUGUGAAUCAAAUAUAUGUGAUGCAAGUUAAUCACAUAGCACAGAAAUCCUUUGGCUCACGGAGGUCGUGCCAUGCACCCACCCACAAUAACCCAACCUCCCCCCCGCCCAUGUUUUCAUCAACUUUCCCAGAUUCUCCCAUUCACCAACACAUUGAGCAACUUAAUGUAGAUGAUUAUUCUACCAAACCUCAGCUUUAGAAUGGAGAAGGAAACUGGAGUACCCAGAGGAAACCUGUGUGGUCACAGGGAGAAUGCAAAUUCCACACAAGCAGCACGACAGCUCAUAAUUGAGUGUGGGUUAUUGGAGCUCAGGCAGCAUCUCUAUUUACUGUGCCCCCCAUUAAAUGUCCCAGAUUGGCAAAGGGGAGUUAAAAGUUCAGGACAGCAUAAAUUCAAUACUGCAUUCAUAAUGGUACAAAAAAACCAUCUGUAAACAAUAUUUGAAGAUAAAUUCUGUGCGAGACUUGAAAAGUAAUAAUGAGAACAAGUUUUACUUGCUACAGUCUGCUCUGCACUGAGUAGCUUCUAGCAAACAUGAUUCUGAACUCUUGGCUACACUGGGCAAUAGCCAUUAGUAUUAUUACUGUCACACCUACCAAAAUAUAGUGAAAAACUUUUGUUUGGCAUGCCAUCUAAACAGAUCAUUCCAUACAAAAGUACAAUUGAAAUAACAAAAAUGAAAACAGAAUGCAAAAAACCAGUAUUAAGUUAGAGAAAGUGCAGGAUGGAUAAACAAGUAAUUUGCAAGGGCCAAGGCACAUCACACCCUUGAACGUUCAUAUAAGCAGCUUUGCUUGAAUAUGAUGGUACAUGCUUUUCUAUCUUUUACCUAUUGGGAGAAGGGUGAAGAGGGAGGAUCCUAGACCAUGUUGGCUGCUUUUCCAAGGCACUGAGAAGUGGAGAAUGAUCACUGUGGGGACACUGCUGAUGUGACAUUUCAGAUACUAAUUGUGAGGUUGGAAAUUUUGCUCUAUGUUCAAAAAGUAUUUUAAAUAAAUUUAUAAUUAUAAUAGCAUAAAAUUAAUAGCCUUAGUAGUAUUUAUAAUCCCAAGAAAAUAAUAUCUUGAAUCAACUUCAUUAACUAGAUCGUGGAAAUUUCACAUAGAGAAUACAUUUCAACUUUGGUAGCAAUUGAACCUAGGACCAUUGUUAACAUUUGUGGAAGUCAUUGGCUUACAAGAUAAUUCAGGUAUAUUUUGUAUUCCUUAACCUUUUGUGAUAAUUUGGCUAAUAAUAUGCAGACUGAGCCAGAAUUAGGAUACAAAGCCGUUAGAAAUUUCCUAGGUUCUACCUACAGGUCCUCCCAAUAAUGAACUCCCAAUUUAUACAAAAGAAUGAAUGUUUGGGAAACUAGUAGGAUGGCUGUUGUGGACUACAGAUUUUUCUGCUGUGUGGAGCUUGGUCCACAACUAGUUUUCUGAUCAUCAUAACCUGGGGAUCACAAAUAAUGACUUUUAACAGGAAAUACAAAUUUUCUAAUAUGCAUCAUGCUAUUGCAAAAGUAAAGCAAUACAAAUGCAAAUUGAUUCAUUAUUGUACUUGUCUUUAUAUGUGCAUUAAGACUGUUCUACUAGUCUUUAUGUCCUGAUACAUUUUCUUCUAACCCCUUAGCUCUUGAGAUUUGGAACAUUUCCAAUUGAGUAAAGUUCUGCAUUACUAACAUGCAUGCAGUACAAAAGAUCAAUCCCACUUAAUAUUGUGAAACAUGGACAUUUAGAUCCAUUUAUAAUUCAUACCAAUU